UCAAAAGUAAAUGUCAAAACACAACAAAUGCGUCGAAAUAUUUUCUACAUUUUUGAAUUAGAUAAAAUUUAUUUACAAACAUAAUGACAAACAUAACAGCUAGUGAUAUUGACCAAAUUUUAAAAUACUUCGCUGGUGCCACAUAUAAAGCGAUUAACUGUGAGACAAUUUGCAAUGAAGCAAUGGAUAAAUGUAUUGAAUUAGUCAAAUUGGAUUAUCACUAUUUGCUGAUUGCGAACAGUCAAGGGGAGUUAAGUGCUCAUUACCCGCCACAGAUAAUCAUUUUAGAAAAUGAAUUACAAAGUCAGAAUGGAAACAGUCGAAACACGGACACGAUAUACGAAAACAUUUACGAAAAACGUAAUUUACGUGAAUCAAUGGUAAAAGCGCGGACGGCUCGAUGUCGUGCCCGUUUUCCAAUUCCAGUUAUUUUGUACAAAGGUAAACAUAUAUGUCGAUCUGCGACGAUAGCCGGCGGUCCUGAAGUCUACACACGUAACAGUUUCGAUUACUUCUUUGGACAAUCUGAGUCGGGGGAUAUACCUGGUGAAGUACCCGAAGAACAGCAUGAGAACGAUUGUGAUUCGUUAAACCGUGAAAUACCGGAUGAUAUCUCACAAACAUCGGACAUGGGAUUGUUUGAAACGGUCAGACAAGCAGACAUCAACUAUUUAAAAAUAUUGAACGUGUCAACCAUCGUGGAUCUGAUGGUGGAAAAGAAGAAAGUCAAGUUUGGCAUGUAUGUCACAUCAUCGGAGAAAGUUGAUAAAGAAAGUCGCUACAAAGAUUUUUCAUUGGUUUCUUUACCGUAUCCUGGCUGUGAAUUUUUCUUACAAUAUCGUGAAAAUGAUUAUACACCGAAAGGCUUAUUCUUUGAUUGGUCUCAAUCGUAUGUGGAUGCCGAUUUAGCUGUGCCAAUUGAAAUUGCCUCGCAACUUAAAGUUGAUUGGACUUUUUAUAAAUCAUGGGACCUCGUGACACUCACUCAAAACUAUAUGCGAGUAUUGAUACGAUUAUUAAACGACACAACAUCCGGCAUUUUAAUACAUUGUAUUAGUGGAUGGGAUCGUACACCAUUGUUCAUAUCAUUGUUACGGAUCUCCUUGUGGGCGGAUGGAGUCAUCCAUUCACAACUGUCACCUUUACAAAUCCUUUACUUUACAUUAGCGUACGAUUGGAUGAUGUUCGGCCAUAACUUAAGUAAUCGAUUGGAGAAAGGCGAAGAAAUAUUACAUUUUUGUUUUCAUAUGUUAAAAUUUAUUGUUGAUGAAGAAUAUAGUAUAUUAUCACAGAGUUCUAGGAAAUCAAAACACAAUGCAAGUAGUGGGAGUACUGGUAGCAACAAUUCAAUAAGUGUCCUACGUGGUGAUAGUGAUACUCAAAUAGAAGGUGUCCUUCUAGAAGAUACCAACGGUUCCAACAUCAGCUUAAACUCAAUAUGUUCGUCCAACAGCAACAAAGAUUCCGAUUCAGCGAUACCAGUUUUACGUUUAGAUUCCGAUGAACUGAUUAACGGUAAUUCGAAUUCAAACGAAACAUAUUCACCGCCAUUGCCACGGAGUAGUCCGUACGGUUCUCAUCAACGUCGAACAAGUCCAAUAGCAGUUCCUAAUCGUCGACAACGUCAACGGACUGAUUCCACAUCCUCGUUAAGUGGUGGCAGUUGGCAAAUGGUGACAGGUUGUGGGAGUCUACGAUCAGAAAGUACUGAUAUUUGUUCAAUACGUGGGUCUGGACGUGAUGGUGGCUCCACAGCCAUAUUAGGCUCGGAUCUCUCGUCUGAAUCGUCAUCUACGUGUACAUUAACCGACGAUUCAGAUGGGGUGUUUGGUGUAUCGUUGUCGAGAAAGACACGCUUGAAUGAAGUGCGCAAAGUUUUUGGGACACAUUAUGGAAUUGCUGUUGGCCUCAAAAUGAAAAAUGCUGGCGAUUCACAUUUGAAAUCCAUUGUAAAUACGAUAGCUGGCAGUGUUGGCUUACUUUAAUUUUAAUUUUAACUUACCUUUGUUCUUAUUCUUUUGUUUUUUGUCGCUAUUUUUGAAUUUUGGAUGGUGCUAAGCUCAAAAAAAGCUCAAAUAAAAGCUGUUUUUUUUGACUUUAGCAUUUUUUAUUUUGUUAUUUUAUUGUUGUUUAAUAAUCCGUAAGAUAGUGGCAGAUUUGGGUGGCUCAUUGUAUUGUUUUCGCUUCUUAGACUGAUUAAUAUUUCCGUGUUGAUAAUGUGUUCAGUUUUAUCAUAAAAUUCAAUCAGUUGACAAUCGAUAAAAUCUUAUCUGUUUCCUAAAUAGAAAACUACUUUUUCGAUAUACUAGCUACGUGGAAAUCUCAUUCUAGUCAAAAUUGAUUAGAAUGAAAUGCCAUGCCAUGUGUAGUGAACAAUACCAAAAUUUUCCUGGCAACAAAUAGAUUGUAAACUAGUGUUAUGUGUUUAGGAAAUGGAUUCGACUUGUUAGUUACAGCUAGUAGCUACAGCGUGAACAAUACGGUGAUCGUCACUAGUGUUCAAUUUGUGUCCCAGGUGAUGAAUGACGAUCCCAUCCCACCCAGUGAAAUGGCGACAAUCAAAUAACUAUUGCCAAUUUAAAAAAAAAGCAUGUGAUCUUUUUUUUUUUGUAGAUUUAAUUAUAAAAAAAAGUUUUAGAAAUGGUGCCUGUUUGGAAUUGGGGAAUUCAAAAAUUUUUAUUCACCAACAAAAUUAAUGGAAUGUUUUCUUCAAACAAAAAAAAAAACGAUACGAAAUUUUCAAUUCUUUUAGUCAUUAUUUAACUCUGAAUACAUAUCGAAAUUCGUAAGAAUCAUAAUUCGAGUGCAAGCAAGAUAAAAGAAAUGCUCCCAUUGGGAGCCUUCUCGGAAAGAACUCGUAUUCUGUCACUUUUAAAACCGAAACCGAUGAAUUGUCACUUUUAAAAACUAAAAAAAGCUUUAUAUCGAUUUUUGCUUUGAAUUUUCAAGGCUCAAUUAGUUUUCCUUUGUUUAAUUACGUACUAAAUUUAUAAAUGAUUUGAGUAAAAUACGGAGAUAGCCGAAAUAAAAACUCACCUGAAUUUCUUUUUUUUUGUCUCCACGCAACCGUUCUGAAGGGUUAAUAGUAGCUGCCUCAAUUUCUACUUUGAUGGACAAGCGAAAUAAUUCUCUUUAAAUCUUUGAGUGUAAAGAAAAACAAUCUUCCCCCCGAUCCACAAUAAUUUAAGUGUAAAUUUUUGUAAGGAUUUAAAAUGGGCUUAAACGAGUAAUCAUAAUUUUAGUGCCUUACUUUAAUUUGAAUUUUUGUGGGCGUACUUAUUUCAGUAAAUAAUGAGUGAAGGCCAUAUUUAAAGAUAACGUGACAGAGAAAAAUAUGCAUGUGUUAACGUCGAUUUCUUGUGGUUUUUUUCCGCACCUUUUAUUGAUUUUGAAAAUAGAGAAUA
Molecule: messenger RNA, 3404 nt
Organism: Chrysoperla carnea
Lineage: Eukaryota; Metazoa; Arthropoda; Insecta; Neuroptera; Chrysopidae
Gene: EDTP
Product: myotubularin-related protein 14
Exons: 4
Coding region: 84-1985 (633 amino acids)
Biological process (GO): dephosphorylation
Molecular function (GO): phosphatidylinositol-3-phosphate phosphatase activity
Source: RefSeq, a predicted model, not a curated record